This is a messenger RNA of Thamnophis sirtalis, 1190 nucleotides long. NCBI's taxonomy places the organism in Eukaryota, Metazoa, Chordata, Lepidosauria, Squamata, Natricidae. The record is from RefSeq and is a predicted model, not a curated record.
AGCCUCCUCCCCUCCUCCUCCUCCUCCAAAGGACGCCCAGGGGAAAAGAGGGCAUUCGGCGGCUGCUCUUCCUGGCGCACUCCCACCCGGCUCUCCUCUCUCCCACCAUGUCGGGCCACCCCACCAACCUGAGGGUGAAGCUGCCCCUGCUCUGCGCUCUCCUGCAGCUGGCCACGGUUCUCCUGUUCGCCUUCUUCGUCCAGUACGACAGCCACACCAGCCCUCGGCUGUGGCACGAGGAUGUGCAGUUGCACAGCAAAGGCCCCCUGGACCACGAAUUCUACCCACGCUACCCAAGCUUCCAAGACGUCCACGUCAUGGUCUUCCUUGGCUUCGGCUUCCUGAUGACCUUCCUGAAACGCUACAGCUUCGGUGGGGUGGCUUUCAAUUUCCUGAUAGCCGCCUUUGCCCUCCAGUGGUCUGUCCUCAUCCAGGGAUUUUUCCACACCUUUCACAAUGGCAAAAUCCACGUGGGCAUAGAAAGCAUGAUCAACGCGGACUUCUGUGCGGGGUCCGUCCUCAUCUCCUUUGGGGCUCUGCUGGGUAAGACCAGCCCCGUCCAGUUGCUGCUGAUGGCCGGGCUGGAAGUCACCCUCUUUGGCAUCAACGAGUAUGUCCUGCUCAGCCUCCUUCAGGUGAGUUGCUCCCUGUGGGGGGCUGAUCCCUCCUCCCUUGGGACGGGAUGGGCGCAGGGCAAGAGACCGUUAUCCAAAGUCAAUCCGUUCAAACCACCAUUAAGCCUACAUUAUGGAAUAGGCCAGGCAGGGGAAGCCCAGAACGACGCAGGAAGUUCUGAAAGCCGUAAAUAGCCAUAAAUGGACAGCAUCUUGCUGGGCAAAAGCACCUCCUGCGUAAUUCUCUGCGAAGAAUCAGGGACGGCCUCUCUGCGCCCAGGAACGAUUCAAGGGUGAUGAUGUUACUCUUUGCAACUCAGCACCAGAUCCCAUCACAGUUAGUUACAUAAAGUGCAACACUCCUGAUUCCCACCCGCACUGAGUGCAAUGCCAUCCUUUUGAGGGGAGGGGUGGGGGUGGGUAAUAGUUGUAUGAACCCAUUCCUAGUUUCACGAUUGGCAGAGCUUUGGCUUCCUGUCCUUGACUUCUGACAACGAUCCUCAGCCCCAAAGGGUUCUACCACAAAACCGCGGACGACAAAAUCGCGGUCGACGAAAGCGCGUAUGUGAUGACGUC